Diplodia corticola is the source of this 2121-nucleotide messenger RNA. RefSeq lists its product as uncharacterized. Gene Ontology annotation, cellular component: nucleus. The transcript has 5 exons. The record is from RefSeq and is a predicted model, not a curated record. Bases 1 to 2121 code for a protein of 706 amino acids. Lineage: Eukaryota; Fungi; Ascomycota; Dothideomycetes; Botryosphaeriales; Botryosphaeriaceae. Gene Ontology annotation, molecular function: zinc ion binding; DNA-binding transcription factor activity, RNA polymerase II-specific; transcription cis-regulatory region binding. Gene Ontology annotation, biological process: regulation of DNA-templated transcription.
AUGUCCUUGACCAAAACGUGCCAGAACUGCUUUCGCGCCAAGAUCCGCUGCGAUCGCACCCAGAGCAACGAGGCCUGCGACCGCUGCCACCGCCUGCGCAAGCAGUGUCUGUUCCGGCCCUCGACCCGCCGCUACAACUCGCAGAUGCGCGACAGCCGCAUCGAGGCUCUCGAGGCCCAGGUCCGCGAGCUGCUCGGCAGCGGCCGCACCAGCCCCUCGGCCGGCAAUUCCAUGUCGCCCGAGCCACAAGCCGCACCCUCAGACCCCGACCACGAUGCAGUCGACCAAGGCCUGCUGUCCAUGCAGCAGGCCGAUGUCUGCAUCAACGUCUUCAAGACGCGCAUGACGCCGCACUUUCCCUUCGUCGUGCUGCCCGCCCACGUCUCGGCUGCCCAGCUGCGCCAUGAGAAGCCGUUUUUGUUCCUCGCCGUCCUCGCCGCCGCCUCGUUCGACGAGAUGCCCGUGCAGCGCCAGCUCGGCAGACUGCUCAAGCAGGCCGUCAGUGAGCGCAUCCUCGCCGCCGGCGGCCUGACCUUCGAAGUGUUGCAGGGCCUGCUGGUCUAUCUGGCAUGGAGCCACUACCACAACCGCCCUCGCCUGUAUUCGCAAUAUCUCCAGCUUGCUGUGAGCAUUGUCAUCGACCUGCGUCUCGACCGUGAACCCGUCGCGGCCUGGAAGACGUAUGCCGGCAGUCAUCGGAACCCACUCAACGGACCUGCCUCGUCUUCCCGGUCCGCAGACGAGCAGCGCGCCGCCGCCGGGUGCUUCUACCUGUCUUCGACAAUAGCGAAUCUGCUCCAGAAGCUGAACACGAUCCCGUAUACAGACUACAUGGCCAACUGCUGCCUGUCACUGGCCGGCCUCGCUGAAACGCCGACGGACAAGUACCUGUAUCCCAUGGUGCGGCUGCAGCACAUCAUGGAAAGCAUCGACUUCAUGUCUGUGCAGCAGCAACAGCAGGCCGUGGUCGAGGACGAGGCGGCCACCAAAGCGGCCGUGUACGCCGUGCGCACCGAGCUGAGCGCUCUAAGGGCUAGCCUACCGUUUGAGCUAAACGAAUGCACAUCCCUACUCAUGCAGUUCCACACGGCGGAGUUGUUUCUCUGCCAAGCCGCCCUGCUCGAUUGGAACCUCUUGGCGCUUCCUUCCGCCGCUUCUUCUGGAACACCUUCCUCUUCGGCCGGUAGCGCGCUGCACUUGGAAGUGCUCUGCGCGGGCCUAUCCGCAGCCAAGUCCCUGCUCGACGCGUACCUCGCCCUGCCCGCCCGCGCCGAGACGGCCUUCAACAACUCCGAGUGGAUCCAGCUCAGCUUCGGACUUACCGUCGCCGCUCGGCUUGCCGUCGCGUCGACCACGGCCGGCAGCAUCACCGGCCCCAAUGCCGUCAUCACCGACCAGCAGAAGCAGGCCGUCUCCACCAUGAGCCAGCUCCGCGCCGCGCUGAGCAUCUCGAACGCCCUGCGGGCGAUCGCACAGCGCGUGGGGGCAUUGGCCAGCGCGACGAACAGCCAAACGGACGCGGGGCAGCAGGCCGAGGCGGGCGCGAGCGGCAACGUGUUCGCCCAGUACGAGCAGCGCGUCCGACGGAUCCAGCAGUGGUUCGACGUGCUGAGCGCACCCGCCAGACGAGAGCAGCUGCAGCAGCUCAACCGCACGCGCAGCAGCAGCAACGUCAGCCAUUACCGCAGCCGCAGCCGCAGCCGCAGCCACAGUCCGCCCCAGCAGCAGCCACCGAGUCAUCAUCACCAGUCGCACCCGUCUUCGUCAUCGUCGUCGGGCUCGUCGUAUCUGCAGCCGUCGCAUGGCCAUGCAGCAGCGGCGGACUCGCUGCCAAUGAGCCUGGACUUCGCGCCGACCGCGGCCGACCCCCACCACGGGCAGCAGCAGCACCAUCAUCACCAUUUGGGGGCCAUGUCGUUCCCGCCCCCGUCGGCAGAGCAGACGGCAGCUGGUACCACCUCGCAAUCGCAGUCGCUGCUGCCUGAUUUCCCGCUCGACUUCCUGCUCGGCCAUGGCAACGGCAACGGCAAUGGCGCCGGCGCCGGGCAGGGAUGCGGCGAUAAUAAUGGCGAUUGGCUGUAUGCCAAUGUCGCCAAUGGUGGCACCGAUUGGUUGAUCUGA